This is a messenger RNA of Etheostoma cragini (Arkansas darter), 1151 nucleotides long. It is a transcript of the gene hoxb5b, whose product is annotated as homeobox B5b. Gene Ontology annotation, biological process: anterior/posterior pattern specification; regulation of transcription by RNA polymerase II. Gene Ontology annotation, molecular function: RNA polymerase II cis-regulatory region sequence-specific DNA binding; DNA-binding transcription factor activity, RNA polymerase II-specific. The transcript has 2 exons. NCBI's taxonomy places the organism in Eukaryota, Metazoa, Chordata, Actinopteri, Perciformes, Percidae. Bases 261 to 1100 code for a protein of 279 amino acids. The record is from RefSeq and is a predicted model, not a curated record. Gene Ontology annotation, cellular component: nucleus.
GACUGGAGCCUAACGACCAUUAUUUCGUCAUCAUUUGUAACCAUGGAGCAUGAAUUACCUCUUGAAGUCAUCAGUGAGGAUUUACGACUGGUCAACAAAGGCACGUGAUUCCCGAACGCUCUCCCAUAUUUGGCCGCAUACCUGGCAAAGUACAGUAGGGCUUCAUUGCUUAUAAUUCAUGAUUGCAUCCAUAAAUCGUGCAAGCACACAGGAUUAUAGCGACAAAGAUCUACAAAUCGAGGCUUUAAAAAUCCAAGCAAAUGAGCUCUUACUUUGUAAACUCGUUCUCAGGGCGCUAUCCAAAUGGCUCCGACUAUCAGUUACUAAAUUAUGGGACUAACGGCGCUGUGAGCGGCUCCUUCAGAGACCCUGGCACCAUGCACUCCGGGUCUUUCGGCUACAACUACAAUGGCAUGGACCUAACCGUGAACCGCACCAACACCGGCAGCCACUUCGGGGCCGUGAGAGAGGAUGCCCGGGGAUUCGCGCCAGACGCCCGCUACAGACAGACACCCAACUGCUCGCUGUCCUCUCCAGAUCCGGGGCCGCCGUCGUGCGCCACGGCCAACCGGGAGCCGCUGGAACUAAAAAGCCCCUCUCCUCCUUCUGACCGGAGCUCGACCUCGAGCGGCAACAAUCUCAACACUAACAACAACGCUCAUUUCACGGAGAUAGAGGACGCCACCGUCGCCUCAGAGACCGAGGAAGGCGCACACAGCAGCGGCGGCUCCAGCUCGGCUCCUCGGGCGCAGCAGCACCAAGACCCCAGCGCCACCUCCUCCACUCCCACAUCAAACGAUUGCCAAUCGCCACAAAUAUUCCCCUGGAUGCGGAAACUGCACAUAAGCCAUGAUAUGACUGGACCUGAUGGGAAAAGGGCCCGAACCGCGUACACCCGGUACCAGACGCUAGAGCUGGAGAAAGAGUUUCACUUCAAUAGGUACCUGACCAGGCGGCGGAGGAUAGAGAUAGCCCACGCCCUGUGUCUCUCCGAAAGACAGAUCAAAAUCUGGUUUCAGAACCGCAGGAUGAAGUGGAAGAAGGACAAUAAACUGAAAAGCAUGAGUCUUGUAACAGGAGGCAGCGCCUUCCACAACUGAAUAACUUUUGGUGGAGAGUAAAAAAAAUAAUAAUAACAAUAAUCAUAAUUG